Messenger RNA from Gallus gallus (chicken), 908 nucleotides. It is a transcript of the gene SMIM9, whose product is annotated as small integral membrane protein 9. Lineage: Eukaryota; Metazoa; Chordata; Aves; Galliformes; Phasianidae. Bases 67 to 678 code for a protein of 203 amino acids. The transcript has 3 exons. The record is from RefSeq and is a predicted model, not a curated record.
GGUGCGAACCUUCUGGAAUGAUACUACCUCAGAAAGGUCCAGAGCACUGUGGGGCAGGUGGCAGCCAUGGCUUCUGGGGUGCCUACCUCUCUGCAGCGACAGCGGUAUCGCCACCGGUGUGCCAGAGGCCGUGCCUGUGUUACCCCUGAUCUGCCUCCUCCCUGGGAGCCCUACAAAAAAAGACCAAGCCCCAGGGCUCAGCUGACAGUCACUGCUCAGCUGUGUGAGGCCAUGACCCUGCGAGCUGUCUUGUUCCUGAUCGCCGUGCUGACCGCCUUAUUCUGCCAACACGUCUCCAAGCACAAGCCCACCUCCCAGCUGGGCGGGGUGAUGCGGAGGAUGAGGCUGACACACCACCCGGGGAGAUACCUGGACAACACGUGGAAGGUCCCUCUUCGUGCACAGGAGGGGGAAGGCUCAGGCCAGGUGAUCCAGCGUGUCCGUCGCUCCUGGCUGGCGGACUACCUGGGCGACGUGUGGUUUCACUUCUCGGAGAGCUUCCCCAUCGCCGUCCUGUACAUCUUCCCCGUCACCGUGCUGAUCCUGCUCUUCCUCUGCUGCUUCACGUACGUGUGCACGUUGCACACCCCCUGGUGCUCCCGUUCUCAGUGCCCGCUGUCCCAGUACAAGGCAGCAGGGAGGAGCUGCUCCUUGGGCUCCUCGUGUUUUUUAGGGUAGGUAUGGAGUGAGGCGACCUGGAGGACUCUGAGAGAAGCAGCGUGGCUACACUGAGAGAGAUUCUGGUGCCUCGAUGGAGCUCAGCUCAGAGAAGCCUCCGAAACUCCAGGAGCCCCGAAGCGGUGUGGAAGGGCCAGGAGCAGAACCACCUUUCUCUUCCUUUCAGAUGAUUUUAAAGAUUCUCCCGGACAGAAUCUGCCACCCCCAAAUGAAGUUCAGACUUCACCUGA